GCCGCCUCCUUGUUUUGAUGAAUAAUCUCUGUGAGGGGAAGGCAGGCGAAGGGAAGGCCGAGGCGGAGGGGAAGGGGGCGGGCCGGAGGGGCUAGGAAAGCGGCAGGCUUCGGGGCCUAGUCUUCCCUCAGGGGCUUGGAGGGGUUGUUGGCGAGGGAAAGGGGAAAGGGAGCCACCCUGGGCCUCUGGAAGCCUGGGAGAGCUGGGAACUCACUCCCGGGCUCCCAAGGCACUGCCUUCCCAGGACGUGGACUCUCCCUCAGACUGGGAACUGUAUUUCCAGUCCAACUGGGACACCAAGACGUUGACUCUCUGGUGAAACUGGGACUCCAGGACGUGGACUCUCCCUCAGACUGGGAACUAUAUCUCCAGUCCAACUGGGACGCCAAGACGUUGACUCUCUGGUGAAACUGGGACUCCAGGACGUUGACUCUCCCUCAGACUGGGAACUGUAUUUCCAGCCCAACUGGGACGCCAAGACGUUGAAUCUCUGGUGAAACUGGGACUCCAGGACGUGGACUCUCCCACAGACUGGGAACUAUUAUCUCCAGUCCAACUGGGACGCCAAGACGUUGUAUCUCGGGUGAAACUGGGACUCCAGGACGUUGUAUCUCCCACAGGCUGGGAACUGUAUCUCCAGUCCAACUGGGACGCCAAGACGUUGUAUCUCUGGUGAAACUGGGACUCCAGGACGUUGACUCUCCCUCAGACUGGGAAUCCAGGGAGUCCUCUCUCCAGCCCAACUAGGACAGCAAGACAUUGGCUCUCUAGUCAAGCUGGGACUCCAGGACGUUGACUCCCCCACAGACUGGGACUCCAUGUGUGGCUCCUUUUGUACUCUUGCUAUGGGUGGGCUCUGGUGCUUCUUCUAGGUGGAGGCAGGGCUGUCGUUGUCUCUAUGGGACUCUGAUACACUCAGAAGCCAAUAUUGAGUAGGCCUCUGGAGAUAGGCGCUCUCUAUGGGACUCUGGUACACUCAGAAGGCACGUUUCCUGUGACAUUUGGAGAUAGGGAUCGGCGCUACCCUUGCAAAGCUGCACAUUUGGGCUCCUGUCUAGGAAAAGCUUCAGGAUCUAUGGGCCUAUAGGGUUUCUUGCAGACAGGAGGGUUUCCAAUUUGCAUUCUCCUUCUUGUGAGACAACAAGGGGGAUUUCUGCUUUACACUCGCCUGCCGUUAUAGAAAACCGAGGAGUAGAGUUUUGGAAACCCACCUCAGGCUGCUUGGACCUUUGUCGUCUAGGAAACUUUGGGGUCUGAAAGGAUAUUAGGCCUACCCCAUAGGGUUUCUUGCAAACAGAAGGGUUUCCAAUUUGCAUUCACCUUCUGGUGAGACAACAAGGGGGAUUUCUGUUUUACACUCAACUGCCAGAUAGAAAACCGAAGAGUAGAGUUUCAGAAAACCACCUCAGGCUGUUUGGGUCUCUUGUCGUCUAGGAAACUUUGGGGUCUGAAAGGAUAUUGGGCCUACCCCAUAGGGUUUCUUGCAGACAGAAGGAUUUCCAAUUUGCAUUCGCCUUCCAGUGAGACAAGAGGGAUUUCUGCUUUAUGCUCGCCUGCCGUUAUAGAAAACAGAGUACAGUUUCGGAAACCUAUCUCAGACUGCUUGGGUCUCUUGUCGUCUAGGAAACUUUGGGGUCUGAAAGGAUAUUGAGCCUACCCCAUAGGGUUUCUUGCAGACAGGAGGGUUUCCAGUUUGCGUUUGCCUUCUGGUGAGACAACAAGGAGGAUUUCUGCUUUACACUCAACUGCCGGAUAGAAAACUAAGCAGUAGAGUUUCGGAAACCCACCUCAGGCUGCUUGGGUCUCUUGUCAUCCAGGAAACGUUCAAACGAGGGCAGAAAAGUAGCCUAGAUUGUGUAGAAAUAGGUGGAGUAGAGUUUCCGAAACCCACCUGAGGCUCCGUGGGUCUCUGUCGUCUAGGAAACGGUGAAAAUAGGGCAGAAAAGCAGCCUAGAUUGUGUAGAAAUAGGAGGAAACAGUCAAAAUAGGGCCGCAAAGUAGCCUAGAUUUUCCCAGGAGGAUUCCCACUUUGCAUUUGCCUUCUGGUGAGACGACAAGGAGGAUUUGGGCUUUACACUCGCCUGCCAUUAUAGAAAACAGAGGAGUAGAGUUUCAGAAACCCACCUGAGGCUACUUGGGUCUCUUGUCGUCCAGGAAACGGUCAAACUAGGGCAGAAAAGAAGCCUAGAUUGUGUAGAAAUAGGUGGAGUAGAGUUUCCGAAACCCACCUGAGGCUGCGUGGGUCUCCGUUGUCUGGGAAACAAUCAAAGUAGGGCCGAAAAGUAGCCUAGAUUUCCCAGGAGGAUUCCCACUUUGCAUUUACCUUCUGGUGAGAUAACAAAGGGGAUUUCUGCUUUACGUGUUCCUGUCCGAUAGAAAACGGAGGAGUAGAGUUUCUGAAACACACCUCAGGCUGCUUGGGUCUCCAUCGUCUAGGAAAAGUUCAAAAUAGGGCAGAAAAGUAGCGUAAAUUUCCCAGGAGGAUUCCCACUUUGCGUUCUGGUGAGACAACAAGGAGGAUUUCUACUUUACGUUCACUUGCCGUUAUAGAAAACUGAGGAGUAGAGUUUUGGAAACCCACCUAGGUCUCUUGUUGUCCAGAAAACGAUUACAAUAGGGCAGAAAAUUAGCCUAGAUUGAGUAGAAAUAGGAGGAGUAGAGUUUCUGGAACCCACCUGAGAUUACUUGGGUCUAGGAAACGUUCAAAAUAGGGCUGAGAGGUAUCCUAGAUUCUGGAGAAAUAGGAGCCACAACUUUAAUGUUUUAAGUGCCUACAAAAAGAGGCUUUCAAAGCUGAAAGUACAGGAAGGCCUGAAGGUUUGACUACCAAACAAAGUUGUUUGUACAGAGUUUUCCGUGUGUGUUUGUUGUCGUCCGUCUAACCGGAGAGAAGGGAGCUGCUUGUUGCCCCAAGGGCAGAAAGUGUCUUCUGUGGUCUUGCUCUUUUUAACUCCUGACUAUGCAACUCUGAGGCACCCCUUUGGGAAAAGAGAGAGAGGCAGCAGGACAGGGAUUCCCACAGAGACUCUCUGUUCUCCAAGGAGGCCCUUGAAGGGAAGUACGGAGCCUCCCCUUCCCCCAGACGCCUUUCACCAUUAAGAGGAAAACAAUGGAGGAGCUGAGCGCUGACGAGAUCCGGCGACGGCGCCUUGCCCGGCUCGCUGGCGGGCCGUCUUCCCAGCCCACCACCCCGCUGACGUCUCCACAGAGAGAAAACCCGCCAGGGCCACCGGUAGCCGCCCCGUCCCCUGCGGCGCCCCAGAGCCUUGGGCUGAAUGUCCACCCCAUGACCCCCGCUACCUCGCCCAUCGGUGCAUCAGGUGUCCCCCACCGAAGCCAGAGCAGCGAAGGCGUCAGUUCUCUCAGUAGUUCUCCAUCAAACAGCCUCGAAACACAGUCUCAGUCCCUCUCCCGGUCGCAAAGCAUGGACAUUGACAGCGUAUCUUGCGAGAAAAGUAUGUCCCAGGUGGAUGUAGAUUCGGGAAUUGAAAACAUGGAGGUCGAUGAGAAUGACCGAAGAGAGAAACGGAGCCUUACUGACAAGGAACCUCCUUCGGGAUCCGAAAUCUCAGAGGAACAAGCCUUACAGCUCGUCUGCAAGAUCUUCCGGGUCUCGUGGAAGGACCGGGACAGAGACGUCAUUUUCCUCACUUCGCUUUCGGAGCAGUUUAAGCAGAACCCGAAAGAUGUUUUUUCGGACUUCAAAGAUCUGAUCGGACAGAUCCUGAUGGAAGUUCUGAUGAUGUCGACCCAUGCGAGGGAAGAAAACCCUUUUGCCAGCUUGACUGCCACGUCACAGCCCAUCGCGGCUGCGGCCCGGUCGCCCGAUAGAAGCCUGGUUCUCAACAUGGGCUCCAAUCCGGGCACGAGCCCCAUCUUCUGCAACGUGGGCUCCUUCGGCUCCAGCUCCUUGUCAAGUCUCUACGCAACUAGUCCUGCUCCUGUUUUCAUUUCCCCGAGCCCCGUGCCCCCUUCGGCUGGCUCCUGUCUCACGGUUCCCGCCAGCCCUGCCUCGGUUUCCCCUCUUUCGACUGGGCCUCACCUCACUCCGAGCGCCCAGCCCUCCUCCCCCAGGUACCGCCCCUACACCGUGGCUCAUCCCGCGGCCUUUCCGGCUCCUCCUCCGGCCGCGGUGGCAAGCACUUCCAUGCUCUCCCGCUCCCCAACUCCUCCUGUCGUAAGCCCUCCAGGAUUGCUAGCCACUUCCCCUCGGAUGAGGCCGGUCCCUAUGGCUCUGCCUCUUUUCACCGCUCUGGGCAGGCGCUCGUCCCUCCUGAGCAGGACGCCGUCUAGUCUGUACGAGAACCCUUUCUCCCUCCUCCUUGCCGUUUCCGAUGUCUCUGGGGACAGCUCUGACGAAGAAAAGGAGGAUGACGAGGAGGAGGAGGAGGAUUUUUCUGGUGUCCAGUUUGGGUCCAGCGGAGGAGGCUCUGGAGGAGGAGGAGGAGGCGGCAGCAUCUCCGACUCGUGCAGCGACCAUUUCACUAUCGAGACAUGCAAGGAGACGGAGAUGCUGAACUACCUCAUUGAGUGCUUCGACCGGGUGGGGAUUGAAGAGCGGAAAGCCCCAAAGAUGUGUAGCCAGCCAAUGGUGAGCCAGUUGCUGAGCAACAUCCGAUCCCAGUGCAUUUCCCACGCUGCUUUGGUGCUCCAAGGGUCGCUCACACAACCGAGGUCGCUACAGCAGCAGUCGCUGCUAGUCCCAUAUAUGCUCUGUCGGAAUCUGCCUUUCGGCUUCAUCCAAGAGCUGGUGAGAACGACCCAUCAAGAUGAAGAGGUCUUCAAGCAGAUAUUUAUCCCCAUUUUACAAGGCCUGGCUCUUGCUUCGAAAGAAUGUUCCCUCGAUAGCGACAACUUUAAAUACCCCCUAAUGGCUUUAGGCGAACUCUGUGAAAUCAAGUUUGGGAAGUCUCACCCCGCGUGUAGCUUGGUCGUCUCUUUGCCUCUCUGGCUGCCAAAGCCCCUGAGCCCUGGAACGGGCCGGGAACUACAAAGACUGUCCUACCUGGGGGCUUUCUUCAGUCUCUCCGUCUUUGCCGAAGACGAUCCCAGAGUGGUUGAAAAGUAUUUCUCGGGGCCUGCCAUCACCCUGGAAAACACCCGGGUGGUCAGCCAGUCCUUGCAGCAUUACCUGGAGUCUGCCAGGCAAGAGCUGUUCAAGAUCCUCCAUAGUCUCUUACUCAACGGAGAAACCCGAGAGGCCGCUCUGAGUUAUAUGGCUACCGUGGUCAACGUCAACAUGAAGAAGGCCCAGAUGCAGACGGAUGACCGGCUGGUGUCGACUGAUGGCUUCAUGCUCAACUUCCUGUGGGUCCUUCAGCAGCUCAGCACCAAGAUCAAGCUGGAGACGGUUGACCCUUCCUACAUCUUCCACCCUCGGUGCCGCAUCGUGCUUCCAGCCGAUGAAACUCGGGUGAAGGCCACCAUGGAAGAGGUCGGCGGAUGGGUGACGGAGCUGUCGAGAGACCUGUCUCUUUUCUCCGAGCCCAAAUUCCCGACCGAGUGCUUCUUCCUGACCCUCCACGCGCACCAUCUUUCCAUCCUCCCAAGCUGCCGCCGAUACAUCCGCAGACUGAGGGCCAUCCGGGAGCUGAACAGGACUGUGGAGGAUUUGAAAAACAACGAAAGCCAGUGGAAGGAUUCCCCUCUGGCCACCAGGCAUCGAGAAAUGCUGAAACGCUGCAAAACGCAGCUCAAGAAGCUGGUGCGGUGUAAAGCCUGUGCUGAUGCCGGCCUCUUGGACGAGAACUUCUUGCGGAGGUGCCUCAAUUUCUACAGCAUUGUGAUCCAGCUCUUGCUCCGGAUCCUGGACCCUGCCUACCCUGACAUCAAGCUGCCUUUAAACCUAGACGUCCCGAAAGUGUUUGCGGCGUUGCCUGAGUUCUACGUGGAGGAUGUCGCGGAGUUCUUGUUUUUUAUUGUUCAAUAUUCGCCUCAGGUACUUUAUGAGCCCUGCACUCAGGACGUGGUGACCUUCCUCGUGGUGAUGCUCUGCAACCAGAACUACAUCCGGAACCCCUAUUUGGUGGCCAAACUGGUGGAGGUGAUGUUCAUGACCAACCCGGCCGUCCAACCACGGACGCAGAAGUUCUUCGAGAUGAUCGAGAACCACCCGCUCUCCACCAAGUUGCUGGUGCCCUCCCUGAUGAAGUUCUACACAGAUGUUGAGCACACCGGGGCCACCAGUGAAUUCUACGACAAAUUCACAAUCCGCUACCAUAUCAGCACCAUCUUCAAAAGUCUCUGGCAGAACAUCGCUCACCAUGGCACCUUCAUGGAGGAGUUCAACUCAGGCAAGCAGUUUGUCCGUUAUAUUAACAUGUUGAUCAACGACACGACGUUCCUGCUGGACGAGAGUUUGGAGUCCCUGAAGCGUAUCCACGAAGUGCAGGAGGAGAUGAGGAACAAGGAACACUGGGACCUGUUGCCCCGGGACCAGCAACAGGCCCGACAGUCUCAGCUGGUGCAGGACGAACGGGUGUCGCGCUCUUAUCUGGCCCUGGCCACCGAAACCGUGGACAUGUUCCAUAUCCUCACGAAGCAAGUUCAGAAGCCUUUCCUCAGACCUGAACUUGGGCCGCGCCUGGCCGCGAUGCUGAACUUCAACCUCCAGCAGUUGUGUGGCCCCAAGUGCCGCGACCUGAAGGUCGAGAACCCUGAGAAGUACGGCUUCGAACCAAAGAAACUCCUGGACCAACUGACGGACAUCUACCUGCAGCUGGACUGUGCCCGCUUCGCAAAACAAAUAGCCGACGACCAGAGAUCCUACAGCAAGGAGCUCUUUGAGGAGGUGAUUUCAAAGAUGAGGAAAGCUGGCAUCAAGUCGACCAUAGCGAUUGAGAAAUUCAAGCUGCUGGCCGAGAAGGUCGAGGAGAUCGUGGCCAAGAACGCCAGGGCCGAAAUCGACUACAGCGAUGCUCCAGAUGAGUUCAGAGAUCCGCUCAUGGACACGCUGAUGACGGACCCGGUGAGGUUGCCCUCGGGGACCAUCAUGGACCGAUCUAUCAUCCUCCGGCAUCUCCUGAACUCCUCCACGGAUCCCUUCAACCGGCAAACGCUAACGGAGAACAUGCUGGAACCAGUCCCAGAGCUGAAAGAGCAGAUCCAAGCUUGGAUGCGAGACAAGCAGAACUCUGACAAUUGAGCCCCCCCUCAAAUGGCGGAGCAGCCGUGGCGCGGCCCCCUGGGAAAAGCAGGGCAUGAUGGGCCGGAAAGCGAUUGGAGGGGGGUGCCUUUCCGCCGAGGAGGCCGUGGGACUGCUUUGGAAGCGGAAGCUCACUCAGUGCCUGCUGCCGCCAAGGAAUCUGGACGCUUGCGGACAAAAGAGGAGAAGAACAGCGGCAAAAAAAAAAACAAAAAAACGAAA
Molecule: messenger RNA, 7366 nt
Organism: Anolis sagrei ordinatus
Lineage: Eukaryota; Metazoa; Chordata; Lepidosauria; Squamata; Anolidae
Gene: UBE4B
Product: ubiquitination factor E4B
Biological process (GO): protein polyubiquitination
Cellular component (GO): ubiquitin ligase complex; nucleus; cytoplasm
Molecular function (GO): ubiquitin-ubiquitin ligase activity
Source: RefSeq, a predicted model, not a curated record